AUGGUGGAGGGUGGAUUACUCGUGGAUGCGUUUAAUCCGUUACAGUCGGAGCGAUACGAUCUCUUCAAACGAGCCAAACUACGAAAGGAGACGCUGCGGAGAAUCGUCAACCAUGCUCUGUCACAAUCGGUGCCAGCUAGCGUGGUGACAACGAUUAACGGCUUCACCAAGGUCUUUGCGGGCGAGAUUAUCGAAAAGGCUCGAACGGUGCAGGCGGAAUGGGCCGAAGCUCAUGACCAGGCGGCCCUCGCAGCAGCCGCCGCCGCCGCCGCCGCCGCAACACCAGCCCCUACGAGUACGACCCAUCAUCCUGGAGUGGUCAAGCCACAAGGAAUGAUAGACAGAGGCGGAUCACUGCUGACGACGACUGCUGCCAAAAGUGAAAUGAAGUUACCCCCCAAUCCGCAUCGGGGGCAACUGCUUCCGGCCCAUUUGAGGGAAGCGCUUCGGCGGUAUAAGCGAGAUGGGGAAGGAGGGGGCGUUGGAUUCUCCGGAUUGAGUAUGGGCAAUCUGGGGGUUCGGGGGUCGGUGACUUGGGCUGCAGGUAGUGUCGGAGGACGGCGCAUCUUUCGCUAAAAGGUCCAAAGUUCAUGAAUCAUGAUGGGGAAUUAGUGGCAUUGGGAAAUGAUGAAGGGCUUGUGAGGGAAAAGGACUGCCAAGAAAGACCCAGUAUUAUUUCCUACUGCGGGUAACCAAACCCUGGCUGGGCGGCGGCUGUCAUUUGAGAGCGAGUCUGUCGGUGGUCUCUUUUCUCCAUUUUACUUUUUUUACAUUUUUUUUUACAUUUUGCCGAUUGCCGAAGCAGCAGCAACAUAACACUAUGGUGACAGGUCAAAGAUGGCGAGGUUUGGGACUAAUAAACCGUCUGUCUCCAGUAUAGUAUUAGUGGAAGACUGACUCUUAUUGAUCAACGACAUUCACGCAAGAAAGAAGGGAGGG
Aspergillus homomorphus CBS 101889 is the source of this 939-nucleotide messenger RNA. Its product is annotated as transcription initiation factor TFIID subunit 11 family protein. Gene Ontology annotation, cellular component: transcription factor TFIID complex; nucleus. The coding region runs from base 1 to 576 and encodes 191 amino acids. The record is from RefSeq and is a predicted model, not a curated record. Gene Ontology annotation, molecular function: protein heterodimerization activity; transcription coactivator activity. NCBI's taxonomy places the organism in Eukaryota, Fungi, Ascomycota, Eurotiomycetes, Eurotiales, Aspergillaceae. The transcript has 2 exons. Gene Ontology annotation, biological process: transcription initiation at RNA polymerase II promoter; RNA polymerase II preinitiation complex assembly.